AUGACAUCCAUCACGAAUGAAGACCGUUUACCACUUAUAGAACCUGAUAUAGAUGUUGAACUUCAAACUUCGGACGUUGAUAGUGUCAAUUUCUUGGAUGUUGCACCAUUACAACAACAAAAUGAUGAAAAUUUGUCAUUUCCGAUCUUUGAUAGUUCCUCCAACACAUCUAACACAUCUAACACAUCGAGAACAAGUAGUUACAAACGAAAACAUUCACCUCAUAAUUCAAUACAUAAACAAGAUAUUGUUAAUAACUAUCCAAGUGUGGGUGAGUUAUUUUGGAAUGAUGGGAGAAUGUAUAGUGAUGUUAGAUUAACAUUUGAAGAUCGAGAAGUUCUAGCCAACUGCACUGGAAUACCAUCUGAGCUUCGUUUACACUCUAUAGUUUUAUCCCAAUCACAAUUCUUCAAAGAACAACUCUCACGAUCAUCUUCAAUACCAAAAAAUAAUAUGAAUAAUAUGAAUGAAAAACAAAUCAUUGUUAGAUUACCAGCUUAU
Molecule: messenger RNA, 501 nt
Organism: Racocetra persica
Lineage: Eukaryota; Fungi; Glomeromycota; Glomeromycetes; Diversisporales; Gigasporaceae
Source: the annotation of a GenBank genome assembly